Molecule: messenger RNA, 3060 nt
Organism: Cynoglossus semilaevis (tongue sole)
Lineage: Eukaryota; Metazoa; Chordata; Actinopteri; Pleuronectiformes; Cynoglossidae
Gene: lgi2a
Product: leucine-rich repeat LGI family, member 2a
Exons: 8
Coding region: 110-1729 (539 amino acids)
Biological process (GO): inhibitory synapse assembly
Molecular function (GO): protein binding
Source: RefSeq, a predicted model, not a curated record
UCAGGAAGCCAGUGCUGCAUUUCAUGGUGCAGGGUGUAAACGCGCGCAGCUAUCCGCCUCCUACCGAACCUCUCAGCGAACCCUCACACAUGCGAGCCCGCCAAGAAAGAUGGUGCCAAGUGUCAAGGUCUGGGCAUUGCUGUCCGUGUCGCUGUGCUGUCUGUGUCAGCCGGUUCAUUUGAAGAAGGGUUUUCGAUGUCCUUCAACAUGCAGCUGUUCCAGGGAGUCUAUCAUGUGCGUCGGGUACUCCAAUGUGCCAAGGAUUUCCCCAAACGAAAUCAAUUCCUUGAGUAUCGUCAAUGGGACGUUCUCAGAGAUCAGAGAGGCUAUGUUUUCUCACAUGUCAAAUCUCCAGCUCCUGCUUUUGAAUUCCAAUGCUCUCAUGACUAUAAGGGAUGAUGCAUUCUCAGGCCUCCCACACCUGGAGUAUCUGUUCAUUUUGAUUAAUAAGAUUGAGACAGUGUCCAAAUAUGCCUUCAGAGGACUCAGGGACCUGACACACUUGUCUUUGGCCAACAACAACAUCAAGGCCUUGCCCAGGGAUCUCUUUCUAGACCUGGACUCACUCAUAGAGCUGGACCUUCGAGGCAAUGCCUUUGAGUGUGACUGCCGUGCCAAGUGGUUGAUGACGUGGCUGAAGAGCACCAACGCCACAGUGUCCGAUGUCAUGUGUGCCGCACCAGAGGAAAUGAAGGACAAACGCCUCAAUGACAUGACCAGUUUGCACAAUGAAUGCACCUCAACGGACUUUGUCCUCCAUCGGACUGUGGUGUCUGAAUCCCUGUCCAUAGACACGUUUAGCUUUAAGAACGACGUCUACGUGGCCAUUGCUGCUCCCAGCAUGGAGAGCUGUAUGGUUUUACAAUGGGACCACAUAGAAAUGAACUUCAGGACUUACGACAACAUCACUGGUCAGUCCAUUGUGGGAUGUAAGUCUGUUGUCAUUGAGGAGGAGGUGUUUGUCAUCGUAGCUCAGCUGUUUGGAGGUUCCCACAUCUACAGGUUUGAUGAUGACCAAAGCAGGUUCAGCAAAUUCCAGGACAUUGAGGUAUCCAAGAUCUCCAAACCCAAUGACAUUGAAGCGUUUCAGAUUGGCACCGACUGGUACUUUGUCAUUGCUGACAGCUCCAAAGCAGGUCUGUCCACGUUGUACAAAUGGAACAGCAAGGGAUUUUAUUCGUAUCAGUCGCUGCACGAAUGGUAUCGUGACACAGACGCAGAGUUCUUGGAUUUGGACGGCAAGGCACAUCUGCUGUUGGCCAGCCGCUCACAGGUGCCUGUGAUCUACCAAUGGAGUCGCAGCAACCAGAAGUUUGUCCUGCAGGGAGAGAUUCCCAACAUGGAAGACGUGGUGGCUGUGAAGCACUUCAGGAUUAAGGGGGAACUCUACUUGGCCAUGACGCGCUAUAUUGGAGACUCCAAAGUUCUGCAUUGGGGUGCCAAACAGUUUGCAGAGAUCCAGGCUUUGCCCUCACGAGGCUCCAUGAUCCUGCAGCCCUAUUCAUUUAAAGAUCGUUACUACUUGGCUCUGGGAAGUGAUUACACUUUCUCACAGAUCUACCUGUGGGAUGAUGACAAGAAACUCUUCAGCCGCUUCAAGGAGGUGUACAUCCAGGCCCCACGCUCCUUCACUGUUGUGUCCACCGAUCGCAGGGACUUCAUCUUUGCCUCCAGCUUCAAGGGAAACACACAGAUUUUCGAGCACAUCAUCAUUGACUUGAGUUUGUGAGGGGCUUUCGCCUUUUGACCCCCCUGCAAUCAAACGUCUUCCACUUUAAACAAGUUACUGUGGAGGAAAAAGAAAAGGACCAGGACAUAUUUCUGAUCUCUUAAAAACUUUCCUACGUAGGCUUGUUUAUGCUGGAUUAUGUGGAGUUGGAAAUUCCUUUAUUUCUUCAUUGUCUCUUUGAGAUAAAUUAAUUUCCAAUAAGAUUAGGCUGAGAAUAUGUAAGCAUGGAAUGUUUUGGUUUCAGUCCAAAAACAUUCUUGUGGGUUUAAAGAAAAAACAUGACCAGAUGACGUCCAGUGUCUUUUUGUUUGCAAAACCCUGUGGGAUUUGUUUUAUGUACAUAAAAGCAGAACCUCGGAGAACCAUGCAUUGACUUUCCACCCCCUUAUUUAUGUAGGAAACCUGCUGACGACAGAAUUGUUUGCCACGUACUUCAUGUCCCUGUUGUAUUGUACAGUACAGAAUGUUGCCUUCUGGGUUGUAAAAAGACCCGUAGUGCCUCCCUGUGGCCGUGAUGAAGAAUCACAACCCGUUCUGGUUUCACACAGGGAUUCUCUUGAAAGCACAAACCUUUAAUUAUAAUAGCGGAGAUCGCUGUCUAAAGUGUAGUCGUUUAGUAGAAAAGGUGAUGUAAGUCCUAUAGAUAGUAGAUAGAGGGAAACAAGACUUGAGUUGUUUUUUUAAGUAUUAUUAUAGGGAUUAAAAAAACAAAGCUCCAAUGGCCUUGUGGAAAAUAUAUGGAUCUAAACUUAGUUCAGAGAUACUUUAAUUGACAAUACGAGAUGAGUUUGUGUAGCUGAAGAGCAGAGAGUAUAUAGACAUAAUGUCAAGAGAGUCAAACUUCUUGCUGAUCUUGCUCACAUAAAAACCUGUGUAUGAAUUACAUCCUAAAACGAUGGCAAACAUUUUAUGUAAAUAUGGCGACAUAUGUUCAAGUUUGUUUUGAGGUUUUUAUUUCUAUUUCUCUCGAGCAACAAAUCUGUGCAUAACUGUACAGAGACGUGAAUGCAAACAUCCGUUUGACACACAUUAAUCCAAAUCUUUGCACCGGGUAGAAAUAGGUUUCGCCGAAGCUUGCAAGAGCAUGUAAUAAAACGAAGGGUUGUUUGCCAAAUUCUUUUAUGAUGACAGUAACAAGCUAAAAGUCUGAAAGUGCUUCUACCAGCUCUAUGAAUGGCAUUGCUGAUGAAAAAAAGGAAAAGAUACCGGUGUAAAAACAUGCAAUUUCUUUUCCUUGAUUCUUGUUGUCCUUGUUUGUUGAAUACUGAAUGUCCUUCUUAAAAAACAGGUAAUGUAAAUCCAGUUGUGUAUGACAAUAAAUAUGUAAAAAU